UAAGCAAGUUUUACACAAUUCUACAUGGUAUCAGAGCCAAUUCCCGGGCAUAACGAAAAACCCUAGCAGACACAAACCCUAGUUCCAUUUUUCCUCUCAGUGCCGUCAAUGUCUCUCGCCGGCUCAUGUCAGUCAUCCCAGUGCCGCCUCACGUUGGAAGUUCCACAGGGCCGCCUCACGUCGGCUACUACACACCGUCUCACGCUGGUGUUCUUCUUCGACAGCCACUGCUCGCCCCUCCUCUCUCUCGUCUAGCCAUGACAACCGAGGCAAACAAGAAGGUCAGGUUCAUCCACGAUCCCAUGUCUCUAUACUAUAUUCAUCCAGCCGAAAGUGCAGGGAACUCUUUGACAAAACAUUUGCUCAAAGGGGAUAACUAUGAUAAAAAGGGUCAAACCAUGGUGGUGUACUACAACCAAUUUGUGACUCUAUGGAAUAAAAUGUACGGCUCGACCGAGCCCACGUGCGGUUGCCGUUGUGAAGCGGCCGUCCGUAUUAGAGCUCGAGAAGAAGAAGAGAAGACUCACCAUUUUUUGCUUGGUCUUGACGAUGAACAAUUCGGUCACAUCUGGUCCCAACUCAUAGCUACCAAGGCCGUCCCCGACAUUCACCAGGCUUAUGUGUUGAUUGUUCAAGAAGAACGCCACAAAAUCAUUGUUCGCGGAAGGGAUUAUCGGACCGAUGUCGUGGCAUUUGCAAUGCAGCACCCUAGCACACCUCCGGCUCAUGGGGACCCUCCUAUUUACUCAUGUACUCAUUGCGGCAAAGAUGAACACUCGAAGGAGCGGUGCUUCCAACUGCACGGCUACCCACCCGCGAAGGGUCGUGGCCGCGGGGGAGUUUCAGGCCGCGGCAGUGGCUCUGGCCGAGGGUUCGGCCGUGGGUCUUCCGGCGGCAGUUCGUCAGCCGGCCGAGGAGCAGGCCCGGCGACAGGGGGAGCACAUGCCGUAGGGGGGGGGAGGGAUUGUGCCACGAAGAUGGAGAUUGGAUGGGGUAGUGCUCACAACGGAGUGUUCCUGUUUCAUGCGUCAAGUCUGGGGUUUGCUAGUCAACGGGAUCCUAUUCUUCUCCACAAGCGUUUGGACCAUCCUUCGUCUCAAGUUUUGUCUUCUCUUAUCCGUGUUCCCAAAAUGGGCGUGUCUAAUGGAGUGUCACUGCCCACUGAAGGUCCGCAGACAUUACUAGGUUAUCAUUUUGAGGUAAACUCAAAUACCCAGGAAGAAACUGAUUCAGAUGGCUCAAUGCGUGAUGUUAUAGGAAACGAAACCACUAUCUGCGAAGACAACAUCUCAUCAUGGUGUGAUUUGUCUAAAGAGUCAUUAUUUGUCACCUAUCAUGUAGAUGAGAUUUCAACGCAUAAUGACCAUGAUGGAGAGUUGGUUUCCUGGAAUUCUAUUGACUCCAAUCUGUCUGCUUAUGUGAUGUCCCAGCAAGAUAUUGACUCAUUGAAGGAGAUGCACGUUACAUCUCGGUUCGAUCCAACUAGGAUUGUCGUUAGUGCCAUAUACGCUAGCAAAAUGGACCUCGAUUUUCAUUUGAAGAUGCUUGUAAUUUCCGACUGUUUCCAGUACCAGACCAGAACGUCCAAAAAAUCCGAGCUGCAUGUUGUGUGUGUGGACUUCCCUUGUUGCCAAUGGGCUGUUCGGGCUGUGUGUUUACCCGGCAUUGAGAUGUUCUAGAUUCCACUACAAAAUUUCGCUAAAUCUGCGAUGGAAUAUUUCUGUCGCAAACCAUUAGUUUUGGUCGCAGACUUCAAAAUUGCGACAGGUCAGCGACGGAAACAAUGUCGCAAAAAAAUUGUCGCAUUUUAGAUAUUUGCGACGGAAUUUAAACACCGUCGCAGAAUUGCGAUGGUGUUAGCGAUGGUCAAACCAAUUUCAAAAUCUAUGACAGAAACGUUUUUUCGUCGCAAUCGGCGACAGUAUUUGCGACAACUGAUCCAUGAU
Messenger RNA from Cuscuta campestris, 1946 nucleotides. Lineage: Eukaryota; Viridiplantae; Streptophyta; Magnoliopsida; Solanales; Convolvulaceae. The record is from the annotation of a GenBank genome assembly.